Molecule: messenger RNA, 939 nt
Organism: Diaporthe citri
Lineage: Eukaryota; Fungi; Ascomycota; Sordariomycetes; Diaporthales; Diaporthaceae
Exons: 2
Coding region: 1-939 (312 amino acids)
Biological process (GO): RNA catabolic process
Cellular component (GO): extracellular region
Molecular function (GO): ribonuclease T2 activity; RNA binding
Source: RefSeq, a predicted model, not a curated record
AUGUCUCCAUCGGCAUCUAUCCGCUCGGCGCUGGCCUACGCCGGCAGCCUCCUGUCGCAGGUCCCCCUCCUCCAGGACGUCUCGAACCCCUUCUCGAAUCUCCUCGAGCCAGUGAUCGAGGGCGUCAGCCAGGCUAUAUCCACACCGGGCAAUGGCUACAAUGGCGAGGUCACACCCUACGAUCCGCUGAGCGGUGCGCCCUCCUGCCCCAUCGACGGCCCGAUGAGCUGCCACAACAACACGCCGAUCGCGGGCGACGACUCGUGUUGCUUCAUAUACCCCGGCGGGCGUAUGCUCCUCACGCAGUUCUGGGACCGCGAGGUGCACGCCGGAGGAGCAGAGGAAGACUGGACUCUUCACGGGCUAUGGCCCGACCUCUGCGACGGCUCCUACGACGCAUACUGCAACAUGGCGCCGCACUACAGCAACAUCACCGACAUCCUGGCGUACUACGGGCAGGACGAGCUGCGUGCCUUCAUGGACCGGUACUGGAUCGCGAACCGGGGCAGCAACGCGCACCUGUGGUCGCACGAGUACAACAAGCACGCGACGUGCAUAAACACGCUGAGCCCCAAGUGCUACGGCGACGACGGUUCGGCAGGCCGCGAGGUGGUCGACUACUUCUCGCGGGCGGCGGGGUUGUUCCGCAUGCUCGACACGUACACGGCGCUGUCGCUGGCGGGCAUCGAGCCCAGCGCCCGCACGCACUACCCGCUCGAGGACGUGCGCGGCAUCCUCGAGCAGUUCAGCGGCGGCAAGGUGGUGCUGCGGUGCGGGGGCCGCCGCCGCGACGAGCUGCACGAGGCGUGGUAUGUCUAUUUCGUGCAGGGAAGCCUGCAGACGGGCCAGUUCGUGCCCGCGCAGGACUAUGGGAAGCACGGGGACGCGAACAACUGCGUGCCUUGGGUCAAGUACCUGCCCAAGAUACACAAGAGGUGA